AGGACGGCUCCUCCCGCCUGUGCGCCGUACAUUUUGAUCUCUUUGCUGACUGACUUUUUGUGUGUGUUGGUGUUUCUCUUUACACUUUCAGACGUCUUUGAGCGAUGUUUGACAAACAGCAUUACGAGAGUCCACCGGUCUACAGUCCCCCUUUCACCCCUCCACCCAACAAUGGCUUUGGGCCCGCGGCGAGCUUCCACGGCCCUCAGAGCGACUACAACAUGUACCCACCUCCACCGGGAUCCUACUACAUGGAGGACAAGCCGCAGCACUUCUACAAAUGGCUGUCACCUCCUGGGAUCAUCAAAGCCAUGAUGGUCACAGUCAUAGUGCUGUGUUUGGCGAUAUUCGCCUGUGUGGCUUCCACGCUCAUGUGGGAUAUCCAGUACGGGUACGGCUCGGGAAUGGGUUACUACGGUUCUGGGAUGGGCUACGGCAGCGGCUACAUUGGAGGCAGCUACGGCUCGGGCUACGGUGGUUACGGCGGAUACGGAAACUACUACGGCUCCGGCUCCUACAUUUCUCCUUACUCGGCCAAAGCUGCUAUGAUUGCCAUGGCAGCCAUUAACUUCGUAGGAGCACUGGCCUUCUUCAUCGCCAGCUUCUCUAAAACCAACGCAGUCCGCGGCAGAAAGUACUUCCUGGCUGUCCUGAUAUCCAGCGUUUUGAUGGCUGCCCUGCAGGGCAUCAUAAACAUUGUCUACAUCGUGGGGGUAAACCCCAUGGCCCAGAGCUCCUCCAGUAUGAUGUACAAUCCAAUGCUCAUGAUGUGCCAGAAUCUUUACCAGACCAGUUACUCGCAGAUGGGAGGAGUGGGAGGCUUCCCCAUGUACAACCAGUACCUGUACCAUUACUGCUUUGUGGACCCACAGGAGGGAAUUGCAAUGGCAUGUGGAUUCCUGGUUGUCUUCGCCUUGAGUGUUGCUGCUUUCUUCGCUCAGAGGACAAGAGGGAAGAUCUGGCGCUACGGCAAACCGAAUAUUUACUGGGAAGAGCCUCUUGUUGGUGGGAAGGCCUCAGAGGGCAGAGAUGUAGAGGACUGGGUGAACAAUGUGGAGGAAAGCCGGAGUGUUCAGGAUGCCCCGACCCUGCUGGUGUCAGAGAAGGCAGGCGGGCCGCUUAACGCCUCAGUUAACAGCGUCUCCUACUCCCCGCCCAAGGUGGAGAGCGGCUCCUACAAUGACGAUGCGUACGACAACAACGAGUACUCUGAACGGACAAACAGCCGACCAUCGGAAAUGUUCUUCCACAGCGGGGGGACCAGCUCGAGCCCCUCAGAAGAGACUGCCGGAGGCCGCAAACCCUCCGCAAACAGGGGCAAGAGGCGCAGACGUAACCCAGAACUGGACGAGUCUCAGUAUGAGACGGAGUACACCACGGGAGGAGAGACGGGCAAUGAACUGGAUGCAGAACAAUUGGAGAGGUGAGAAAUAAUCUUCUACUUUAUCUGCGAGCUGCUCACUAACAUAUCCCAGAGGGAGACAUUUAAAAGAGAGUUUGACGCCGACCUUCGGGAGUACAAGCGGCUGUGUGCUGAGAUGGACGACAUUAACGACCGGUUGAACAAGCUCAGCCGGCAGCUGGACACGCUGGACGACACCUCAGCCAAAUACCAGAUUGUAGCUGAGGAAUAUAACCAGCUGAAGGACCUGAAGCAGACGUCCGACUACCAGGCUAAGAAGACAGCGUGCCGUCAGCUGAGACACAAACUGUUCCACAUCAAACGCAUGGUGAAGGACUAUGACAAGAACCACUGAGGAGCACCCACUCUCCCCACAGCACAUGAUACACUCCAACAUGCCACAAAGACUCUGCUGAGACCAAAGUUAAAGGACACACUCACGCUCACGCACACACGGGGAACACGCUGCAAGUUUAAUGAUCUACUGUAAACAAAUAAUCGCUGAUUUUGGGAGAGAAUAAGGGGAGGAGCCUCCGGCCUGUUCGGCCUCAGUGCUUGCAGGGUACGGCUACUGCUGAGGAUCAAAGGCUGCGGUUGGAGAGAGGCGGUUUGAAGGUCACCUAAUAAUUAGUCGCCCGAGGUAACGCUUUGCUCGCUUCUCUGGUUUGCUCUACGAUAGGCGACUUUUCUUUGUUUUGUCCUCCACAGAUAAGAGUCGUGAUGUUGUAGGCGAGCAAACACGCAGCCUCUGUGUGGCCGACGAACAUUAGCUGAGGGUUUCUCACGUCGGUGUUCGUAACGACCUUAAAUGUGGCUGAACUUAACACUUUUCUUUUACCGUUUUUUUGCUUUUGUCGACACUGAGAUUUUUAUAUUUUUUUACAGAUGUUGUGACACCAAAACUGGCCAACAGGCUGUGUGUGGCAGUGUUGUAUUGUGCGUUCUUUUAACGAGUCGUGCUCUUCGUAUAUAUCAGAACAAAUUUACAGUUGGUCUCUAAAACCUCGAGAUGCAUUCGUGCUUGUACAUACUGUAGGCUCAUAGUUGUGUGUUUAAACUAUGCAAAUUAGUCAAAUUAACCACAGUGUCUAUGUUUUCAUCACACUCCUGAAAAACCCGCCUCGCUGUUUCUGUCGAUAAGCUGAACUCAUUUGAUUCUUUGCCAAUGAAAACGAGCUUUAAUCCUCAGCGUUUGUGAAAAUCUACUGUACACCUUAAAUUCACGUAGACUCGCUUGUGAUUCGUCUUGCAUUUGUAUUUUUAUGAAGAACAUUGUUGUCAUUUUAAAAACCAUUUGCGAGCCAUUUAUUUUUGUAAGAAUUUAUUUUCUUUGACGCUAUUAUAAAAAGACCAUUUUUGUAACUGUGUACCUCCAUAAAUGAUGUUGUCUAAAAAGUAUUGAAUUUAGUGAAUAAUAAACAUUUCUAAUUCUCUA
Molecule: messenger RNA, 2837 nt
Organism: Neolamprologus brichardi
Lineage: Eukaryota; Metazoa; Chordata; Actinopteri; Cichliformes; Cichlidae
Source: RefSeq, a predicted model, not a curated record